GCACCGGAUGUGAUGGUGGUGGUGGGACUAGGAAGAUGAUUUGGUCUGAAGACUUGGUUGAUUUAAUCUUCUCUUGGUCACUACAUGAUAUUCUUAACCAAAACCUCUAUUUAGAUAAGGUGGAAAAGAUCCCUAUGGCUUUCAAAUCAGUUGAACAUUAUGCAAAGUCAUUUGCUUUUCCUCUGUUUGAAGAGGUUAGGGCUGAUUUAUUGUCAGCGAUAGAGACAAUCCAUAGUACGCCUUAUUCUGAGAUUGUUUCUUUGAAAGAGAUAAAAAAAUCAGAAGAGAACCUUUAUGACGUUCAAGUCAAUGGGUGGGAGAAUGCUUCCGUUAGUGGCAAGAACAAUGAUUACAAGCCAAUGCCUGGAGACUUGUCCAUUAUCACCAAUAUCUUGCCUGAAACUGUUAAUGAUUUCUUCCGGUAUGGAAUUAACUGCACAUUUGCUUGUGUUAAGGGAAGUAAUCUGUCUACCUCAAGUUUAUGUGUAAAAGCAUCAAAAUCCGUUGAGUUCGGUACUGAAAUGAAUCGAGUUUUCAUUUUUUUUCUUGUGAACAUCUUGACCUACAGCCGAAUUUGGAAGUCUCUUGGCAGGGGUUCAGACAUGCCUGACAAUCUAGAAAUUAUCAAGACAGUUUUGUCCGCUGAUUCUUUGGCUGGAGAAAGUUGCAAUGUCUGUGUUUCUCCAAAGUUGCCUGAUUCUUGCUGCAAUCUGAGUUCCGAGUUAAAUGAAUCACAAACUGCUGCAGUGAUUGGCUCUAUUAAGGAAAUGCAAUGCUGUCACAAGUGUUCAGUGAGGCUUAUCUGGGGGCCUCCUGGGACUGGAAAAACUAAGACAAUCACUGAAUUGCUUUUAAAACUCUUGGAAAUGGAAAGCAGAGUAGUUGCCUGUGGACCUACAAACGUCUCUGUUGUGCAGCUAGCAUCUCAGUUCGUGAAGUUACUAAAGACUAGGAGACAAUCAGGCGGAGUCAAGCAGGCUUCGUCACUUUCUAGAUUGGGAGAUAUUGUUCUGUUUGGCAACAAAGAUAGGCUGAAGGCAGAUGAUGAUCUUUGUGAGAUACUUCUUGACUAUCGUGUUGAACAACUGGUCAAGUGCUUGGCUCCUGGUUUGCACCAACGAUUUUCAUCUUUGAUAGAUUUUCUUGAGAGCUGCAUUAGCCACUAUGAGAUAUAUAUAGAGAAGGAAAAGACAGAAGACUUGGCUGAAUUUGUGAGGAUAAGAUUUGGUAUCCUUGCUUCUGAACUUCGGACUUGCGUAGAAAGUCUUUGCAUUCAUAUGCCAACAACAUCUAUAAAUGUGGAAAGUUGUGAAAAAAUGGCCGAACUGCUUUCUGUGCUCAAUUGUUUUGAAAAGGUUAUAUCUGAGACCUCUCUUAGUGUCAAUGAAGUGAGGGAAGUCUUCUCCAUGAAGGAAGAAGUCGGGAUAUCUCAUCCUUUAUCCAGGAAGAAGUUGGCAUUUCAACUAUACAAUAUCCGUGGACAAUGCUUAGGUUUGCUAAAAUAUCUUAACAAAAAUGUGCUUACGCCUGAAUUUCUGGAUAAAAAGUUGAUAGAAGAAUUUUGCUUGCAAAAUGCAAGCCUUGUAUUCUGCACUUCCUCUAGUGCUUCCAAGUUGCAUCUCAUCAGAAUGCAGCCUUUGGAUUUGUUGGUUAUUGAUGAAGCAGCCCAGCUAAAAGAGUGUGAAGCAACAAUUCCCUUGCGGCUGUGUGGUGUCAAGCAUGCAGUUCUCAUUGGUGAUGAGCAUCAAUUGCCUGCCUUGGUUAAAAGCAAGAUUUCUUCUAGGGCAUCUUUUGGAAGAAGUUUGUUUGAAAGGCUUAGCUUAUUAGGCCACAGAAAACAUCUUUUAGACAUUCAAUAUCGGAUGCACCCAUCUAUAAGUUCAUUCCCUAAUCGCCAGUUUUACUGUGGCAAGAUUCAGGAUGGUCUUAAUGUGCAGUCAGAAGCUUAUGGAAAAUGUUUCCUUCCUGAGGAAAUGUUUGGUCCGAUUUCAUUUAUAAAUGUUUCUGAUGGAAAAGAGGAAGCGGAUGAUUCUGGAGGUUGGAGAAAUAUGGUUGAAGUUGGUGUUGUUCUGAAAAUUGUAAGGAACCUUCUGAAAGUUACAAGCUCAUUGAAUGAUAAGUUUAGCAUUGGAGUAGUAUCUCCUUAUUCUUCUCAGGUAGCUGAAAUUGGAAAAGGUAUGAGAAGUAUCAAUGAGAUGAGUAAAAAUGUUCUCUUAAAGGUGAAUUCUAUAGAUGGGUUUCAAGGGGGAGAGGAAGAUGUUAUUAUAAUUUCUACUGUUAGAUCAAACAGUAAAGGAUCAAUUGGAUUCCUUUCAAAUCAUCAGAGGGUGAAUGUCGCUCUGACAAGGGCUAGGCACUGCCUUUGGUUUGUUGGAAAUGGUGCUACUUUAGCAAACAGUGGUUCUGUAUGGGCAGCGUUGAUUUGCAACAUGAAGGAGAGAGGAUAUUAUUUUGAUGCUGUCCAAAAUCAGAGUUUAGCCACAACUAUUAUAAAAGUCCAUAUCGAACUAAAUAAAAUUGAAGAUUUGCUCACUUCAUACCCUGGGAAACUUCAAAGUGCUAGGUGGAAGGUGCUUUUUAGUGAUGAAUUCAGAAAAUCAUUUGAGAAGUUGAAGACAGUUCAGAAUAAGACUCUGAUGUUUUACAUGCUACUCAGAAUUGCUGAUGGUUGGCGAGCAAGAAAGGGAAACAUAGAUAUAACCGAUUCAUUUGGGCUUUCAAGAGUUUAUCGUUUCAAAGGUUUGUAUCUUGUAUGGAGUGUGGAUAUUUGCAAACAAGAGAACUAUACUCAGAUACUAAAGAUCUGGAACCUUUUGCCACUGUAUGAGAUCUCAAAUUAUAUCAAGCGUCUUGAAAAUAUUUUUUCGGCACAUUCUGAUGAGUACAUAGAACACUGCAGAGCUAAGCAGGUUCAAGGAAAAAUUGAGGUCCCCUUGUGCUGGAAUAUACCUCACUAUAUCACUCGGUAUAAGAAACUCUCCAAAAUUGAAGUUUCUCAAAGUACUGCAAGAGAAUCAAACACUUCAGGGAAAGAAUCAGACACCCGAUGUGGACGAGAGAAUUCAAUAAUAAAUGAAAGUCUUCUUCUGAUGAAGUUUUACUCAUUAUCUUCUGGGGUAGUGGAACACUUGAUCACUGGUGAUGAUGGAGCUGAAAUGGAAAUCCCAUUUGAAUUGAGUGAUGAAGAAGUAGAAAUUGUUCGUUUUCCUUAUAGCAGCUUUAUAUUGGGAAGAUCAGGCACUGGAAAAACCACCAUCUUAACUAUGAAGCUUUUUCAGAGAGAACAGCAACAACAUGUAUCUUCUAAUGGGCUUCUCUCCAGGAAGAGUGAUCUUGACAUGAAUUCAAAGAAAUUAAGACAGAUUUUCAUCACUGUCAGUCCUAAACUUUGUUCUGCUGUCAGAAACCAGAUUUUUCGCCUUAAGAGAUAUGCCUCUGGUGGGAAUUGUUCCGGUUCGGGUGGUGGUGCUAUUUCUAUGCAUGAUAUCGGUGAAAAUGUUACAGAAAUCUAUGAAAUUCCCAACAGUUUUCUUGAUCUCCCACAAAGGCAUUACCCCUUGAUAAUAACAUUUCGGAAGUUUCUCAUGAUGCUAGAUGGAACGAUGAUGUACUCAUAUUUUGAUAGGUUGUUUAGUGCAAAGGAAUUUCAUUCAGUUGAUCACUCUGUUCAUAUUUCUGUAGCCAUGGAAGCGUUGAUUCAAAGUAAGGAAGUGAAUUUUGAGCGCUUUGUCAGUUCAUAUUGGCCUCAUUUCAAUAAUCAGUUAACCAAGAAACUUGAUCCCAGUACUGUUUUUACUGAAAUAUCCUCUCACAUUAAAGGUGGUUUUGAGGGAACCUCUUCCCAAGAUGUUGCGCUCAGUAGGGAAGGUUAUAUCUUAAUUUCCAAGAAGAGAAUAUCUACUUUGGAUGUGAAAAACAGAAACAGAAUAUAUGACAUAUUUCUACAAUACGAGAAGAAGAAAAAAGUGAAUGGUGAAUUUGAUUUGCCAGAUUUAGUUAUGGAUCUUCAUUACCGGAUACAGUCACAUGGUUACACUGGUGAUAAGAUUGAUUUUGUUUAUAUUGAUGAAGUUCAGGAUCUUACCCUAAGAGAAAUUGCAUUGCUUAAAUGUAUAUGUAGUAACUAUGAAGAAGGUUUUGUGUUUGCUGGUGAUACUGCUCAGACAAUUGCAAAGGGUGUAGACUUCAGAUUUGAGAACAUUAGAUCACUUUUUUACAAAGAAUUUCUUUCUGAAUCUACUCUCAAGUGUCAGAAAAAUGUCAAAGGUAAUCUUAAUCACAGCUCAAACAAAUUCCUAUUGAAUCAGAAUUUCAGGACUCAUGUUGGUGUACUCGACUUGGCACAAAGUGUUAUUGACCUACUUUAUGAGUACUUUCCAUUAUCAGUGGAUAAAUUGCCUCCUGAAAUAAGUUUGGUACACGGUGAAGCCCCAGUAAUACUUCAGUCAGAGGAUGGCGAUAAUGCGAUUAUGACUAUAUUUGGUGAUGGUGAAAAGCUUGAUCAAAGCAAAAACAGUUUUGGCGCAGAACAAGCUAUUCUUGUUCGUGAUGAGAGUUCCAAACAAGAAAUUCUUAGGCAAGUUGGGAAACAAGCUAUUCUGGUUCUCACAAUUGUGGAAUGCAAGGGUCUUGAAUUUGAGGACGUACUAUUAUAUAAUUUUUUCUCAACUUCUCCAUUUGAGAAGCAUUGGAGAGUGAUCUAUGGAUACAUGGAAAAACAUUGUGUAUCGGAUCCCAGUAAGCCAAUAUCAUUUCCCUCUUUUUAUGAGGGUAAGCAUCAUAUCCUUUGUUCGGAACUGAAGCAAUUAUAUGUUGCCAUUACUCGGACUAGGCAGAGGCUUUGGAUUUGUGAGACAGGUGCAAAGUUCUGUCAUCCAAUUUUUGAUUAUUGGAAGAGCUUGUUCCUAGUCCAAGAAAGAUGCUUGGACCACUCUUUUGCUCAAGAUAUGUGUCGCACUAGCAGCCUUGAGGAAUGGAGUUCCCGUGGUAUCAAGCUAUUCAAUGAAGGACUCUUCGAUCUUGCAGUGAAGUGCUUUAGACGAUCUGGAGAUAACUUGCGAGAAAAAUGGGCACAGGCAGCUGGGCUUUGCGCCACUGCUGAUCGUAUUAUCUCUGUUGAUUAUAAUGUGGGUCAGACUGCGCUGAGGAAUGCUGCUGAUAUCUAUGAAUCGAUUGGCAAACCAGAAUUGGCCGCUUCCUGCUUCCUAAAAUUAGGAGACUUUGAAGCAGCAGGUCUUGCAUUUCUACUUAAUCCACUCUCAAACUAACGCAAGUAGUGCAUAAGUUCUUCCUUGUUUGCAUUAUGUUGCCUAUGCCAUGCCUCAUUUAGUUUGUAGGUUGU
Dioscorea cayenensis subsp. rotundata (Guinea yam) is the source of this 5341-nucleotide messenger RNA. RefSeq lists its product as uncharacterized. Lineage: Eukaryota; Viridiplantae; Streptophyta; Magnoliopsida; Dioscoreales; Dioscoreaceae. Gene Ontology annotation, molecular function: helicase activity; hydrolase activity; ATP binding. The record is from RefSeq and is a predicted model, not a curated record.